This is a messenger RNA of Tribolium castaneum (red flour beetle), 2671 nucleotides long. RefSeq names its product paired mesoderm homeobox protein 2A. Gene Ontology annotation, molecular function: DNA-binding transcription factor activity, RNA polymerase II-specific; RNA polymerase II transcription regulatory region sequence-specific DNA binding. The record is from RefSeq and is a predicted model, not a curated record. NCBI's taxonomy places the organism in Eukaryota, Metazoa, Arthropoda, Insecta, Coleoptera, Tenebrionidae. Gene Ontology annotation, biological process: regulation of transcription by RNA polymerase II. The transcript has 4 exons. Bases 392 to 1444 code for a protein of 350 amino acids.
GAAACACUAGCAUUUAAUAUUCAGUCUUCAUAUGUGUGUGCGAGUUGUCACUCCCGAAGUCGCGUGCUCGAAGGGUCGAUGACGUAGCGGAGCCCUUCCAAUGGCAGGCUUCGUCCGGGAGCGGGUGCGUCCGCCAUUGGCCGCCACCGGCGUCAUGGAGGGUGUCUCCGCCCCCGUUUUUCCGCCCUGCACCCUCGACGUCGAGUUUUUCGUUCCUCCCCUAACCGAGUUAUUGAAUUAAGCUUAUCAUUUGAUUUCGACGAAGCAGACAGUCGGGUCUUCACGCGCGGUGUGUCUCUUCGGAAAAACUCUUAGCGAUUUUGGCAGUAAUCGCGCCGUUAAUUCGAUCAUUUUGGAGGCUCUGAUCCGAUUAUUGUGUGCGUGUGUCAUUAUGGACUACUCGUACUUGAACCAGGCCGGCUUCGACUCCAGCUGCCUGCAGGGGGCCGGCAUGGACCCCACGGGCCUGGGGAACAUGCCCUGUUCGUACGGCGACCUGACCUCCUGCAGCCAGAUGUCCCAGGCGGCGUACAGGUACACGGCGGCGGCGGCGUCGAUGGCGCGCUCCUACAACCCGCCCGCCGCCGCCAUGGGGGUGCACCACCCGGGGGCGGCCGCCUCGCAGUGCGCCGUCAUGGGCUCGCGGCCCCACGUCCAGGACGUCCACCGCGCCUCCAUGUUCCCGUCCUCCAUGAACCUGCAGAGUGGAUUGCCUUAUAAAGUUUAUCCCGGUCAUGACGGUGUCCUUACAGAGAAGAGAAAACAACGAAGGAUAAGAACAACGUUCACAUCUGCACAACUCAAGGAACUGGAACGAGCUUUCCAGGAGACGCAUUAUCCUGAUAUCUACACUAGGGAAGAAAUUGCCAUGAAAAUUGAUCUCACGGAAGCUAGGGUACAGGUUUGGUUCCAAAAUCGAAGGGCGAAGUUUCGGAAGCAGGAGCGCUUGGCUCAGCAGAAAGCUUCGAAUAACUCUGAGAACUCGACUCCUCCAACUAGUAUUAAGGCUGAGAGUAACGGAAACACCAAGAGUAGUUUAAACGGGAGCAAGGACAUCAAGCCAGGAUCGCCGCACUCCAGCAUUUCCACGACGCCGAAUUCCAACACGAGCAGCAUCUCCAGCCACCAAUCUUCCAACGGAGUCGAUGUCAAACCGGUCAAUGGAAAUGGAAAGUUGAGCGAGGACGCAAUCAUCUCCAACAAUAACAAAUGGUCCAUGAGUCCGCAGUCCUGUAACACAGCACUGCUGGUGCACCAGGCCAACAAAGUCCUCUCCUCGCAACCUUCCCACCUUCAGACCCAUCAUGGGUCUCAUGCUGCAGCCGCCGCAGCUGCUGCCUUGUCUUCGCCCUUUAGUUCACUUCUUGGUGCAAGUGGAGGAGCAGCGUCGUAUCUCCUAGGAGAUCAUCUGAAACCGGCCGCUGCUGCAAAUCACCUGUUUUAGAGAGUUCAAGUUUUAGGAAAUAUGGAUUAGUUGAGAACAUUCUGCCACGGUUUCAGAGAGUCGUCCUGGAAUUGCGAAUCGAAAUGACCUUCAAACAAAUUUAACCGGUGUUUAUAUUGUCCGCGUAAUGCAGACUAUGAAUGGAAAUUUUAUGAUUAUUUUCGUGUGUUUGUGUAUUGCGAUUUUAAACAAUGUUUGAGGCCGAAUUUGCAGUUGCAGUUUGGAUUUGUUUAAAUAAAAUAUUACACAGUCGAAGAUGUUUCGAAACGGUUGAAAUAGAAACGCUGACCUAUUAUAACAACCUUGUCCUGGUUGACUUCGCAUUUUUCGGGUUUCAAAAGUUAGAAAUAUUGCAGUUGCACAUAAACAUAUGAGGUGUUUGAUAAAUUACAUUCUUUUAACAUUGUUGUUUUCAAAAUAGAAUUUUUUUCGUCAAUUAGGUGUCUAAUUUUGUUUCCUUUGUUUUUACCUGUCUGUGUCCGUCUAAUGUAAUACAGUUAAAUAUGCCAAGAAAGCUUUCGCCGUCCAAUUUUUUUACGAAGUAUAAUUUUUUGAAAUGUUGCAAACGAAUCGAGUAAUUUUGGACAUGACUCGCUGAAACCGCCGAGAAUGUGUGUUAAAAUUUGGAAAUCCGUCACAAAUUGAAUUGAUUUACGAAUUAUACGAUUGGUAUACGGAUUUUCUUAACCCGAAUAAAUAUUUAUUGUAAAUAGUGCAUAAAUAGUAUACUAAGGAUGGUGUCUUUGUACUUUUUAAGUGACUGUAAAUUUGUACAUAUAAGAGAGAAAUGUUUGUGUUCAUCUUAUCCGUGUAAUUUUCGAGGUUGUUCACAGUAUCAUUCUAUUUCACAUUCUAGUCCACUAUUGUAAUAAUUUCGUGUAUAAAAUUAAGGAAAAUAAACGAACUAACUGUACUGGCGUGUUCCGAAAUAAUCCUGACUUUCUCAAAUAGAAUUCGCAAAAUACUUCUAGAAUAUUUUGUGAUAAUGAAAACUGAAUAAUCUACUAAAUAUAGUGAUACAAGAGAACGCAUGUCGUCACGACGCUAUGGUGGGAACCUCAACCGUUCCCCUAUAUAAGCGUCCCGACGCCGUGCACCUUCAGUCUCUUAACUUAGUGCAGAGGUUCAAAAACCGACACUAAACCACCAAAAUGUCUUUGGAACGUCAAGUCCGCGCCAAAAUCGCCGCCAAGCGCAACCCCCAACAAGACAAAGAAGCCCAAGAAU